This is a messenger RNA of Lathyrus sativus (Indian pea), 471 nucleotides long. The record is from the annotation of a GenBank genome assembly. Lineage: Eukaryota; Viridiplantae; Streptophyta; Magnoliopsida; Fabales; Fabaceae.
AUGGUUCCAUGGAAUUCAUUUCCAUUAGAAAUAAUCUAUCAAUUAUUUGGUUGGUUAGCUUUUCUUUCAUGGUCUCUUGCUGGUUACCCUCAACUCAUCUCCAAUUUUCGUAGAAAAAGUGUGGUUGGUUUAAGUUUAGAUUAUACAAUCUUGAACUUCACAAAGCAUUGGUCAUAUCUCAUCUACAACGCUUCCCUCUUCUUUAGUCCUGUUAUUCAGAAACAAUAUUUUGAGAAAUAUGGUUAUAGACAGAUGAUUCCUGUGGCGGCUAAUGAUGUUGCUUUCUCUACUCAUGCAGUUAUAAUCAAUUUGAUUGUAUUGUGUCAAUUUGUAAUCUAUGGAAAUGGAAGUGAGAAAUUAUCCAAGUAUGCGAUUGUAAUAUUUGCUGGUGUGUGGUUCAGUGCUGCUGUUUGUUUUUUCAUAGCAUUACCUACCGAGUCUUGGCUUUGGCUAGUCUCCAUCUUCAAGUAA